AUGGCUGCACACUGCAUGCCGGCCGUGCACCACCUGGGUUCCACAACAGCGGGGCUGCUUGCUUUGUGCUUCACGAUGUGUUUUGGGAAGGCUGUGGACUUCGAGGAUAUAUUCUGCAGUGACGGCCUGACACCAGCCGAGUGUGCGCCGUUCCUCCCUUCAGAGCAGCGGGCGAUCUCUUCCUUUUUGCAGGACUUGCAAAGGAUGCCGAUGCCCAAGCCAAGUUCUUUCCAAGGUCGAGGUAUCGUGAUGAGUGGAGGACCCAUGCACGUCUUGCAGGCUCUGGCGAACUUGGCGGUGUUGCGGGAGCAGCUGCAGUCCGACCUUCCCGUCGAGUUUUGGCACGCCUUUGAGCUGGAGGAAGCUCACUGUCGGGCCUUGGAGAGGCGGGGCGCGACGUGUCGUCAGCUGCAGGUCCCUGGAGUGUAUCGCGACUUCCAGACGAUCCUGCCGUCCAUCAUGUCCUCCUCCUUCAAGGAGGUCCUCUGGAUGGACACCGACCUGACCCUGUUACAGCGGCCGGAGCUGCUCUUUGAAUCGCCCCAGUUCAGACGCUUUGGCGCGCUGCUGUGGCCGGACCACUGGUCCUUUGACUGCCGGCCGUGGGGGCAGAGCGCCCGGUCCAAUCACGUGGUGCUGAAGUUAUUGGACUUGGAGCACAAUGCUUCGGACAUGUUGCAUGCGCAGGAGCAAGAGACCGGCCUCUUCCUCAUCAACAAGGAGGUUCACUGGAAGCCAAUCUGCUUGGCCAACUUCAUGGCAUCGCGGGAUUUCUUCACUCUCGUCCUCCACGGGAACAAGGAUCUCCUCCGUCUGGCCUUCGCGAAGCUGAACAACUCGGUCUGGCUAAGCCCCCUCCGGCCCGGCCUGAUCGGCGGCUUCAUGUCCAACGGCUUGUUCCUGCCAGCGUCCAUGGUGCAGUUCUGGCCCGCCAACGGCACCUUUGGAACCGGACCAAAUGGCCGUGCCGUGCCGGUUUUUCUUCAUCAGAAGAAGGUGCCUGGCAACCUCUGGGUGGAUAUACUGACCUUUACCACACCGCUGGGCACCUGCAGCCCGUACUUUCCGGUCCCUUUCCACCCCCACACCAUGGACGAUAUCCUUUCCUGGCGGAUCGAGAGGACCGACCUCGAUCUUGCAAACAGGAUCAGUAUCGCCGACGUCACCUGGGACGAGGCGUAUGCGGAGGGCCGACGAAGCCUGCGGCCGCUUCUGUCGGAAGAGUCUCAAGCCAUGCUGGAACCGAAGAAAGCGGAGCAAGAGGCCUACGUGCAGCCGGAGGACACAGACGACUUUGUCAUGAUUGCGCAAGAAGAAGGGGCGGGAUGCGGUUGCGACUACAAUGACAACUUCUUCUUGUACGUGCUCUCGGUCGUGUCCUAUCUGCAGCUGGGGUACGAGUCCUCAGUCAAAGAUGACUUCUGCGAGCCGAUCCUCCAAGAGUUCGACUGGGCUCCCUGCCGGGUCGGCUAUGCCACCUUGGCGCUGCUGUGCUCGCAGAUCUUGCGAUCGAAGCCCGAGAAAGCAGUUCUGGCCAAAGAUGCCGCCGGCAAGCUCCUUCCCUUGGUGGAGCCCUGUGCACAGACGUCGCCGUGGCCGCUAAAAGGCCUGAAGGAGUUCGUCCAUGACAAGACCCGCCACGACUUCUCCGGCCCCUUCGCGCUUGAGGCCACGAGAUUUCCGCCCUCUGUCCAAAGAUGUGUCCCGCUGUCCAUGUCUUGUUGGGAUACAAGAAAUGCCUGGCAAGACCGGCUGGCAGAUGGCAAGGCUGCUAGACGAAAUGCCCUGAGCCUCAGCGCGUGCCGGUUCUGCUGUGACCGGAGCGUUUCCCGUCCUCUGCGAGCGGGCUGCUUCGAUGCGGUGUUCACGGAGAAGCGCUGCUGCAACGCUUUGGAGCCUUGA
This is a messenger RNA of Symbiodinium natans, 1902 nucleotides long. NCBI's taxonomy places the organism in Eukaryota, Dinophyceae, Suessiales, Symbiodiniaceae. The record is from the annotation of a GenBank genome assembly.